AUGCCCAAUCGACAAAAACUUUAUAUCGGUUUGGGCGUAUCAGUUGGUGUUUGUACCGGUAUAGGUUUUUAUCUAAUUUAUCGUCAUCAACGACAAAGUGCAUUAUCUAAACCAAGCCGACCUUUAACACCAACAUUACUACUUCCAUCAUUGAGACCCUAUCAUGAUGAUCAGUAUGCUCAUAGGAUUUCUCCAUCUGAAAUUGAUAACGAUGAUUCGGAAUCCAUAGAAUUUCCACAUGGAAGACAAAUUCCUGAUGGGAGUGUUCCAUUAACCCCUGAUCAAGCUUCUAUUCUUACUCAUUUUCUUUGUGAAUGUAAUAAUGAUGAAGAACAGUUGCAUUAUGUUUUAACGAGUAUUGCAAAUGCAUCAACAUUCAAAGAAAGUCAAAUAAAUUUAGCCAAUGCUGGUUGCAUUAAUCAUCUUCGUAAAAUGCUUUUAAAUGCAGAUAAUGAAAAAACAAAAUGUAAAAUAUUUCUAGCUCUUCAUAAUCUUGCUUUAAAUGAUUUUGCUAUAACUCAAUUUUCAAGUAUUGUUUCUAUAGUCAUCAACAGAUGCCGUUUAAGUUCAUCGAAUUCACUUGUUCGUGUGAAUGGACUUACUUUACUGAUAAAUAUGAGUGUUCUUGAAUAUCUCCAUGAGGAAUAUAUGAGUAAUAUAUAUGAACUUGGUUUGUUGAUUGAAUCAACUAUUCAUUAUGAGGAUGAAGCUCUAUCAUCCGGAAAAGUUCUCGUUAAUUUAUCAACCAAUAAGUUAAAUCUUGAAAAUUUACUAAAAAUAACGGGUGUCGAACUUAAACCAAUUAUGAAUUUAUUUACAUCGAAAAUAGAUCAAUUAUCGAAAUCAGAAGAUAUUCUUCUUCGUUUUCUAUCUUUCUAUUGCAAUGUAGCUGAUAUGAUAGUGAAUGAAUUGAAAGAAAGCGAAGAUUCUAAUAAUAAUAGUAGCUCAUGGUUAAUCGACUCAACACAACAACGACAAGGGACGCUUUAUUUUGAAUUCUUUGAUCGUGAUAAACAAACAUUAGCUAAAUCUCUUCUUCGUCCACAAUAUACUUCUACUCAGAUAAAUUUUCAAAGGAAACGCCUUUAUCAACUGAUGGAUAAAAUCCGUCAAUAUCAACUUGAAUUGUCUGUUGCGUCCAAUUAA
Rotaria socialis is the source of this 1146-nucleotide messenger RNA. NCBI's taxonomy places the organism in Eukaryota, Metazoa, Rotifera, Eurotatoria, Philodinida, Philodinidae. The record is from the annotation of a GenBank genome assembly.